Messenger RNA from Xyrauchen texanus (razorback sucker), 1611 nucleotides. RefSeq names its product zinc finger protein 239-like. The record is from RefSeq and is a predicted model, not a curated record. Gene Ontology annotation, biological process: regulation of transcription by RNA polymerase II. Gene Ontology annotation, molecular function: RNA polymerase II cis-regulatory region sequence-specific DNA binding; DNA-binding transcription activator activity, RNA polymerase II-specific. Gene Ontology annotation, cellular component: nucleus. The transcript has 3 exons. The coding region runs from base 307 to 1161 and encodes 284 amino acids. Lineage: Eukaryota; Metazoa; Chordata; Actinopteri; Cypriniformes; Catostomidae.
UCUGGUAGAUUUGCUGUUGUGAUAAACGUUUACUUUAAAACAAAUAAAAUGCACCAAUGAGUAAAAUAAAUUAAACACAAUUUUCCCAUUAUAUGAUGCUUAGCACACGUUUGCCGACAUAUGUAAAACGGUAAGCGAUUAUCUCUGUUGAUACCCAUAUAUUUGCAAGAACAUCUACUGGCAUUGUUGUUUUGUUUGUUUCUACAUUAUUGGAGCAUCGGACAACAGACCGCCGCAUGAUUGAAAACCGGAUAAGGAAUAACUCCAGGUGUUUCAACUGAGAUCUGCUGGAUAAAACAUUGUAAAAUGAUGUUUAUUAAAGAAGAGAGUGAGGACAUGAGUUAUCCAGAAUCAUGCGGUUCAAAUGUCAUGAAAAAUGAAGAUACUUUGGAACAAAGAGAUCUGAUGGAUGUGAAAGAGGAAAGUCAAGAACCGAAUGAAGGGGAAGGGAAAUGCUAUCCAGAUCAGACAAUUUAUAGUUUUAAAAUGGAACAAAACUCUUUUAGUGGCUCGCAGACUAAAAGUAUUUUCUCACUAAAAAGAACUCAAAGAACAAGAGGCAAAAACUCUUUCACCUGUGACCAGUGUGGGAAUACUUUUACAUGUAAGGCGAGUCUUAAUAAGCACAUAAGAAUUCACACUGGCGAGAAGCCCUUCACAUGCCAUCAGUGUGGAAAGAGUUUCAGAGAGGCGUGUAGUCUCAAAAAUCAUCUGUCUGUGCACUCUGGAGAAAGGUCAUUUAGCUGUGAUCAGUGCUGCAAAACAUUUUUUUCAGCAUCAGUCUUAAGAAAACACCUGAAAGUUCAUGCAAAUAAGAGGCCUUUGUGUUCUAUUUGUGGAAAGAAUUUUACAUUCCUGCACAAUUUAAAACGGCACCAGAUUUUGCAUACUGGUGUGAAAGAUCACGUGUGCUCUGAGUGUGGGAAGGCCUUUUACAAAGCGUAUGACUUAGAAUGUCACUUUAGAGUCCAUACUGGAGAAAAACCUUACAAGUGCUCACACUGUGAAAAGAGAUUCUCUCAUUCAGGAAACCUGAAGAAACAUGAGAAAGUGCACACUGGAGAGAAGCCGUACCACUGCGCUUCAUGUGGGAAGAGUUUCACCCAAUCAAGUAAUCUACAGGCUCAUAGAAGAAAUAAUUGUGCAGGUUUGUCACAGUGAGCAAAGUUAAUCUUUAUUUGCCUGGCAAAUUGGGAUGAAAUGUAGAAAUAACAAGAUAGAAUUUCUCUGAAAAGAACAAUUACAAUUAAGUGGGUGAAUCGCUGUCAUUGUAUGUAAGUGGAAGAAGGAUGUUUGUACUUUCUUAACAAACUAAAAGUCAAAGUGUUUGUUACAUAAAUCUAUUGCAAUACUGGCAGAUGUCUUCCAGAAGUAAACACAAACAUCAAGCAGACUUCUGGGUGAUGUAUGUGUGCUAUGAGGGAAUGAUGGUGACUCUCAACACUACAUUAUUAAAGGAAAAGAACAAACACAUGGUGGGGUUCAAAAGCCUGAUUCAAAUGAACCUGAAAUAAAAUUUCAGGAUUUUGACAAAUGUCAUAAAAGAAAUAUGAAAUUUCAUUUUAAGGUUUCACACAAUUUCUAGGUCAUUAAUCAAAUAAUAAAAUGUUA